GGAAGGUAUUUACUGUAACACUGGAAACAUUUGGAACUAAGAGACGAUUAUCUGUUUUAUAUUCAUAGUCACCGUAAUUAUCGACUACUUGGCCGCUGUGUGUGUUCACAUUGGUGCUUUGAACAGUGGGACGCACACGAACACACGGACACCUGAUGAAGGUGUGUAGGUAAUACUUCAAAGAGCCCCGUAAGACGCCAUGUCUGAAGAGGCCUUUUCAGAGAGUGACCUGGAGCCAAGCCUCAACAGCGAUGAGGAAAACGAUGAAGAGGAGGAGGACAAUAAAGACACGGAUGAGGAUGAAAACUGUGGCGAUGAUGAGGAUGAUGACCAACCCGGCAGUGCUCAGAGCUGGCAUGAAAAAGCUGAAGAAAGCCGGGACUCCACUUCAUCGACCUCUGGAGAGCCUUCCUCUGAGCCCUCGUCGGGCACCGCAUCCCAGCCGUCCUCUAGGGCUCCCUCGAGGCCGUCCUCCAGGUCGCAGCUUCCAGCCAGCCCUGGCAAAUCCAGCCAGAGCAAACCACCUUCCAGGAAGUCAAAGAAGCACAAAGUUUCCAAAUCAACCAAAUCCUCCAAGCCUCCAAAACACUCCAAACCUUCCAUGCCUGUCAACAUGAGGAAAAAUAUCAGGAAGGUGCUGAAAGAUGACCAGCUGGAGGCUGGAACCAAAGCUGCUCAACAAGAGGAGAUGGAGAGGCGCAAGCGUCUGGAGCAGCAGAGAAAAGACUUCCCGACGCCAGCGCCAACUUUACCAGAUUCCCAAUUAGUAGACCCUGCUUCCAUUUUAGAAGCGGUGUCCCAACUGGUCCCCGACCUCCUCGGCAAGGACGAUGUGAUCUGCCUGGACAGCAGCGGCGAUGAAGAUGAAAACAUGGAAUCUAAUCUACCAGAUUUAGAUGCUAUCCAAGAUGAUGUGAUUGAGCUCAGCUCUGGGGACGAGAAUGCCCUGCAGAUAAGCAGCGAGUCGGGGGAUGAGGAUGAAGGUAGCACUGGCGGCACAGAGGAGAGCAGCGGAGCACACAUCAACGAUGCUCUGAACUUGCCUGAUGCCCAGGGCCGCGUGCUAGUAAAUAUCAACCACCCUGCAGAGGAGAAGGACAUUUAUCUAGCUCCCCAGCUGGCCGGGGCCGUCAAACCUCACCAGGUUGGUGGGAUCCGGUUUCUGUACGACAACUUGAUCGAGUCCCUUGAGCGCUACAAGAGCAGCAGUGGUUUCGGUUGCAUACUCGCUCACAGCAUGGGACUCGGCAAGACGCUGCAGGUCAUUUCCUUCAUUGACAUCCUGCUGAGGAAUACUGAAGCUCACACUGUCCUAGCAAUUGUUCCUGUGAACACACUUCAGAACUGGCUGGCAGAGUUCAACUUGUGGCUCCCACCACAAGAGGCACUCUCCCCAGACACCGACCCGGCAUUGCUAACAGGACGUACAUUCAAAGUUCAGAUCCUGAACGACGAGCAUAAAACCACAAUGGCCCGGGCCAAGGUGGUGGAGGACUGGAGCCAAAAUGGAGGCGUGUUGCUGAUGGGGUAUGAGAUGUACCGCCUCCUGUCCAUGAAGAAGAGUUUUGUUGCGGGCAAGAAGAGAAAAUCAAAGAAGUCUCUGGGGCCUGUAAUCAUUGACCUGGACGAGGAAGACAGGCAGCAAGAACUGAUGAAAGGUAUCGAAAAAUCCAUUGUGCGACCUGGUCCAGACGUUGUGAUCUGUGACGAGGGUCAUCGCAUUAAGAACUAUAACGCCAGCACAUCACAGGCUCUGAAGAACAUCCGCUCUAGGCGUAGAGUGGUACUGACAGGUUACCCCUUGCAGAACAACCUCACUGAAUACUGGUGCAUGGUGGAUUUCGUCAGGCCAGACUUUUUAGGCACGCGCCAGGAGUUCAGCAACAUGUUUGAGCGGCCCAUUCUGAACGGGCAGUGUAUGGACAGCACACCCCUAGAUGUCCGCCUGAUGCGUUACCGUAGCCAUGUGCUGCACAGUCUGCUGGAAGGCUUUGUCCAGAGACGUGGCCAUGAUGUUCUGCAAGAUCAGCUUCCUGCCAAGACAGAGCGUGUGAUAAUGGUGCGGCUUUCCCCAACACAGAAAGCGCUUUACACCGAGUUUAUGAAUCGCUUCAGAGAGGCAGGAAACAAUGGUUGGCUUGGGCUCAACCCUCUGAAGGCCUUCUGCGUAUGUUGCAAGAUCUGGAAUCACCCAGAUGUACUUUACGAGGCUUUACAGAAAGAGAACCAGGCCAAUGAGCAGGACCUGGACCUGGACGACAUCACCUCGGCGAGUAACACUCGCUGCCUUAAAGGCAAAGGGUCAGACUCUGGCAACAGCAAAACUAAUAACAUUCCGCCCCUGCUCAACCCUUCCCAAGAUCGAAGCAAUCAAGUCGUCACGUAUGAAUGGGCAAAGGAAAUCAUGUCAAACUACCGGGUAGGAGUUCUUGAGAACUCUGCCAAAAUGGUGCUGCUCUUUCAUUUGAUAGACGAGAGCGUCAGAAGAGGAGACAAAAUGUUGGUCUUCAGUCAAAGCUUGUCCACACUGACAGUUAUUGAGGACUUCUUAUCAAAGAGACCCAUUCCAUCAGACGUCGCCGCCGCUGACUCUCAGAACCCCAGCUGGGUUCGCAACCUCAAUUACUAUCGACUGGAUGGGAGUACAUCUGCGUCAGAAAGAGAGCGGCUAAUCAAUCAGUUCAAUGACCGAGAGAACAGCAAAGCAUUGCUCUUCCUGCUUUCUACCAGAGCGGGCUGCUUGGGAGUGAAUCUCAUAGGGGCCAAUCGCGUUGUUGUGUUUGAUGCCUCCUGGAACCCGUGUCACGACGCCCAGGCGGUGUGCAGGGUGUACCGCUAUGGUCAGAAAAAACCUUGCUACAUUUACCGCCUGGUUUGUGACUUCACCCUAGAGAAGAAGAUCUAUGAUCGACAGGUCUCCAAACAGAGCAUGUCUGACCGCGUGGUGGAUGACCUCAACCCGGCACUGAACUUCACUCGUAAGGAAGUGGAGUCACUGUUGCACUUCGUGGAGGAAGAACCUCAGUCAAACAAGAUUGACCUAAGGGCUUUGGCGGACUUUGAGGGAGCCAUAUAUGGAGUGUGUCAGCUUUAUCCACACCUCAUCACCAAGCACCCGUUUCACCACGAGUCCCUUUUAGCGGACCGGAAGGAGACCAAACUGACCAAAGCGGAGAAGAGAGCAGCCAAAAAGAGCUACGAAGACGAGAAACGAGCCUCCGUGCCGUACUCGCGUCCCUCGUAUGCCACUUAUUAUCCAACCAGCAACCACACGCUUGCUAACAUAGCGGCAUUCAACCAACGUGGCUGGCGGCCUAUGAUUCGGCCCGACGAAAAGCCAGUAGCGAGUGUCAGGCCCAUCCAGUCGACGCCGAUCCCAAUGAUGCCUCGCCAGGUGGUCAUGGGCGUGGCCGGAUCCAGCUCUCCCGGCAGCUUACCUGUCAAUUUUUUGCAGAAGGCCGGAGUGCACGUCCAGAGGAUUGUCACCUCUACUGACAUCGUCAUCCCAGGAGCUAACAGCACAACAGACGUACAAGCUCGAAUCAGCGCUGGUGAGAGCAUCCACGUAAUAAGAGGUUCUAAAGGUACCUACAUAAGGACCAACGACGGCAGGAUUUUUGCUAUUAGAUCGGGAAAAAUCAGUAGACCGACAAUCAGGAGCGCUGCUGUUUCAAGAGACCUCCAGCAUCCGCUCAGUAAUGGCUGUGCGUCGCCUGUGGAGCAGCAGCAGCAUUCGCCCGAUGUGGAUCCGCAGUCGUCCUCUCCGUUAAGCUCUGAGAUUCUCCGCGAGUUCAGCCGCUACACCGCUUCGGCAAGUGAUGACACCAUCGCGGGGAACAGCAUAUUGUCCCAAUCGGCGGUGUCCGCCGCGCGGGCGAGGGAUGGAGGCAGUCGGAUUCCACUCGACAUUGACAUCUUCAGCUCCGCUUUGGAGACGCAAGGCGUGAAACGCAAGCACGCCGACAGUCAAGGCGACGCGCAAGCGGGCAGCAAGCGGACUUCGGCCGCGUCGCAUUACCCAGGACUCCCACGGAGCUCCAGCGGGCUGGGUUACCCGCCAGUGGGUCUCAACUCCUCCUCGCUGUUGGGCCACAUGACUCACCCUCUUCUGAUGGGCGGGAGCAGCGGAUCCUCGUUCCUUCAAACACCGCUGUCCGACCUACAGACCAUGUUCCCUUCUGAACCCGGGAACGGACAACUUCCUCCUCCCUCCUCGUCGGCGCUGUCCACCAUCCUCUCCUCCUCUGCAUCCUCCGCCCCCAUGUCGCCGUCAGCAUCAUCCGCCACCACUUCCUCCUCCCUGCCGUCCGGCUCCAUGCCGUCAUACCUGAUGAACCCCAACGUGGCAGGUCUUCUGUCCUCGGGCUUCCCUCUCAACUACAGCCAGUCCUUGCUACCCGAGCCCAGGAUGUUCCCGGCGCCGCUUCUCUCCAGCUCAGCGGGGUUCUCUGCGCCAAAUCCGUCUUCCGACCCGUCCAGCUACUUGUCCCAUUUUAACAACCCCACUUCCAGCCUGUUGGGGGCGGCGCUGACCCAAGCCGACAGACGUGAAGGCACGGGCAACGGCGGCGAGAGUUCUGAUGAUGAUGAUGUCAUCGAGGUAACCGGACACUAAAGGCUCACGUAGGCACCGCCACUCACACACAUUCAUCAAUUCUUGUUAGAAAUGGGACAUGAUUCGAUGAAUAUUCAUAGGGUGUACCCCGCCUUCCGCCCGAAUGCAGCUGAGAUAGGCUCCAGCGACCCCCCGUGACCCCGAAAGGGACAAGCGGUAGAAAAUGGAUGGAUGGAUAAUGGUAAAAUGACCCUAACAUGCUCAUUAGGUUCAUCUUUGUCUUGUUAUUGUGCAACCAUGUUGCUUUUUUUUAUACACCAGCUAGCCUCACAUUGCAACAUUUUAUUAUACAUUCUCAAGAAAAGAAAGUUGGGUAUUCUUUAGAGUAGUCCAUGUACAGCAUGUGAGUACAUGUCAGGUGUGUUUGGACUAACUGCCAUCUGCUUCACAAGGUACAUGUUGGAAUGUUUCACUCUGUGAACCGCAACUCAGCAGCACUCAUGCACCACCGUUUUUGACUGUAUCUAAAAACACAGAUUUUUCUGUACAUGCGUUGCCAGAGGUUGUUCUGUUUUUUUCGCCUGCUUUUCAAGCUGUACAUUGACUACUCUAAAGUAUGUUUCUGUAGAAUUGUCCUUUGGGAAGAUAUGCUGUAAUAAAGCCGGUUGCUGAAAUGUGAGGUGUCUGAGCUACAGUAAAUACCUCCUUUUUUUCUUAUAAAUACACAAUUUACAUUGAGCGUUGUCUUUUUUAUAUUAUGAAUAUUUGUAACAACUGCUCCUGUCUCACAUCAUUCCAGCAACUUGUAAUUAGAGUUGACUUGAAAACAUGUUCAUUGUUUUAUAACGAGAAUUACUUACAAAUAUUAAAAUGACACUGUUGUUUGUUUGUGUCGUAAAAAAAAAAGUUUUUAAGUCAUUCUAAAGUACGGUACAUAGUAUUUUAUCAGCCACCAGCACAAACACACGCCUUGUCUAAAUGUCUUUAAAUGUUAGUGCUGUCCAAAAACAACCUGACAUUUGUGCAAUUAUAAUACAAAGAGGUUCAUUAGGUCUUCAAAAAUGGUCAACCUCUGAGGAAGGCAACAGUUGUAGCUGAAACCGUCAGGUACGGAAAUAAACGCACAGGUCUGGCCAUAACAAAUUGCUUGUGCAAUUAUAUAUUUUUUUUACUAUUCACACCUUUAUUUAUACUGAAAUAUAUAUCAAAUGUUUUUGUAACAUCACAGGUCAGCCUUAAAACAGCACAAAUUGUUAUGGCACAAAUGAACAACAGUUGUAUUUUAAUAUUUUGCCAUUUUCACACAUUACCUGGCAGACAAGAUACUCAUAUUGUACUUUCAAGCCAGAAUUAAAAAAAAAAACAUUUAAGUAAAUAUUCUGAGGCCGUCCCUGCUUUUCCAUUUCACUUCUGUAUGGCGACUAAAUAAAACCCUCACGUUGGAUUUGCUGUGAGAAACCUUGGAAAAAAACUAAGGAGUAUUUCUGUGUGUAGCAUCCCACACUGCAAGGCUGUGAUUCACCGUGUAAAUAUUGCAGUGUGUAGAGAGAUGUUUCAUUACAGCAUUUAUGGAGAUAAAUGUUGCUUUUUUGUGGGUUGGGGUACUUUACAUGUAUUUUUUUGUAUAAUUUCUUAAAGCUGCAAUGAAUGUAAUAUGCGUUCUGUCAUAUUUAGCCUUAAACUACACGAUGAGGUCUUGUUUUUUUUAAACUAAUGGACACAUUUCACAUCAAAGCUGACUUUUCCAUCACAACACUCCAGCAGGAACUGCAGGCCAGGGGGCGCUGUGGCCUUAGCUCACCAGUGUGGUCCUAUGUCCUGUCAGUGUGUGUGUUAGAUACAGGGAUGUGUUCGUAGACUUUAGACAAAAAAAAACACAAAACAGGAUGGCCUGAGUUAAUAUCUUUGUAGUUUUUGUACAGGCUGACUCAACACUUUUGUUUUGGAAUCUUGGAGUUGAAUUGCCACUUGGAUAUCAUACUACUUUAUAAAUACAGUUCAUCCUUGUCCAGGAAGUUCAUUUUUAUGCAGUGUGUAUUUUUUUUUUCUGUAUUAUGUAUAAUUUUUAUGAUAUCGAUGGUAGUUUCCUUCAUUUUAGCGUCUGAAAUGUAUUUAUUUAUGCAUUUUUAUUGUGUUAUUUUAUGUUCUCCAGUAUUAAUAAUGUUUGGACAUCCCACCUAAAUACAAGCGGAAUAUGACUGUGUUGUCAAUGUUAUUUUCAAAAUAAAACACCUCUUCUA
Messenger RNA from Nerophis lumbriciformis (worm pipefish), 6795 nucleotides. It is a transcript of the gene rad54l2, whose product is annotated as RAD54 like 2. Gene Ontology annotation, cellular component: nucleus. Gene Ontology annotation, molecular function: ATP hydrolysis activity; ATP binding. The record is from RefSeq and is a predicted model, not a curated record. NCBI's taxonomy places the organism in Eukaryota, Metazoa, Chordata, Actinopteri, Syngnathiformes, Syngnathidae.